Angiostrongylus costaricensis is the source of this 462-nucleotide messenger RNA. NCBI's taxonomy places the organism in Eukaryota, Metazoa, Nematoda, Chromadorea, Rhabditida, Metastrongylidae. The record is from the annotation of a GenBank genome assembly.
AUGAAGAGAGGUCGCGUAAUUGCCAGAGACAUCAACAGAAAGGUCGAGAAAGUUAUUGAUAAUAUCUCUACUAGAACUAAUUCUGAAGAAGAGCGCCAGUUCGCUACAUCUGCAAGAGAACCGAUGGAUAUCACUGAAGUUACGCAGCUGCACGCUCCACGGAAAACUAAAGCGAGCACAGCUUGGUUCGGUGAAGUGAUUAAUAUCAACCUACUGAAUCAUGCCGACACUGGAAAAUCCAGAGGGUUUUGUUUCUUGUGCUAUCAAGACCAAAGAAGUAUCGUGCUAGCCGUUGACAAGUUCAAUGCUAUAACUGUGAGUGGACGGACUGUGUUCGAAUCAAAACCACUUCAUAAUGUCGUUCGUUUUGUAGCUCUGCUCAAGCGAGUAAUGCGAGUGGAUCACGUUGAACAGUACAAAGUUCCAGAGCACAAGAAGAACGCAACUGAGCAAACGAAAUGA